Messenger RNA from Caenorhabditis elegans, 5409 nucleotides. It is a transcript of the gene rpoa-1, whose product is annotated as DNA-directed RNA polymerase subunit. The coding region runs from base 15 to 5228 and encodes 1737 amino acids. Gene Ontology annotation, cellular component: nucleus. The record is from RefSeq and is marked reviewed. The transcript is spliced from 9 exons. Gene Ontology annotation, biological process: DNA-templated transcription. NCBI's taxonomy places the organism in Eukaryota, Metazoa, Nematoda, Chromadorea, Rhabditida, Rhabditidae. Gene Ontology annotation, molecular function: DNA-directed RNA polymerase activity; 5'-3' RNA polymerase activity; DNA binding.
UUUUGCAGGGUAAAAUGGAUUUCUUCGUCAGAAAUGGCGAGGAGCCGUAUAUGCAAUUCUCGAAUUUCAAGCUGCGGAGCUAUUUUCCGCAUGAAAUCGACAAGCUCAGUGUGCUCAAAAUCACGCAGACAAAGACUUUCGAUGAGGUCGGUCACCCGAUUGCCGGCGGUCUUUACGACCCGAUUUUGGGCCCUGACAACACUUUCGACAUGUGCAUGACGUGUAAUCAAUACGAACGUCAUUGUCCAGGACAUAUGGGACAUAUUCAGCUGGCGGUUCCGGUUUUCAACCCGCUUCUCUUCCAGUUCACCUAUAAUCUUCUCAAAGGCUCCUGCGUCCACUGCCAUCGAUUAACCUGCAAAGGAGACGGAGUGAAUGCCCGAAUGCUGCUCGCCCAGCUCAGAUGCUUCGAGCUCGGCGUUGAACACGUGGCGUUCGAUCUGGAAUCAAUUCUGCGGGAUAAAAUCGCAAAUGCUGAUCUUUUCGGCGAUGACGAUUCGAAAACCUUCAACGACGUGGAUGCUUGUAUCGCUCAGCUCGCGAACAAGCCGCUUUCGGAGCUCACCGCGUUCAAAUCGAUGCCAACCAAGAAUAGUGUUCAGCUGAAAAAAGAUAUUAUCACCGAAUUCCUCAGAAGUCACCUGUUCAAACGUCUCCAAAAAUGUCCGCUCUGCAAGAAUCGCAACGGAGUCCUGCGAAACGACGGAGCUCGCUCGAUUCUCAUCGAUUUCACCUCCGGGGCUCGCGGCGGCGGAAAAUCCAAAAAAGCCAUUAUCAUCAUCGGAGAUAAUGGAUAUAACGAGGAAUCUUCGACAGAUGAGGAUGAGGAGAAGAAGGGCGGCGGCGGCGCAGAGGUCACCGGAGAUGUUGUGGAUUUGGAUGAAGGAAGCCUGGAGAUGCAGAUGAAGAAUGUGAGAACUGGAGAAUGCGACAAACUAGCGUGGAGAGGUGCUGAAGUCCGCGAGCACUUCAGGAUGCUGUUCAAAAACGACGGAAAGCUGCUGCUCAAGCUGUUCCCGAUGCUUGUCGACGAGCUCAACGGAGAGGACAUGAUCUGCCCGCUAGACGGUCUCUUCUUGGAGCGAAUCCUGGUUCCACCGAAGAAAUUCCGCCCGAUCCGAAUGUUCAAGGGCGCUCAAUACGAGGAUCCACAGACUCUGAACCUUCGUAAAGUUCUCGAAGCGACCGAGACAAUCUCGGCGAUCUCUCUAAUCAUGAAAGGCGACACAAGUGCUCAGUUGAAGGAGCUCAUCGCGAAUCGGGUCCGCGGGAAGACGAUCAACGCGCAGAUGCACGACGCCUACCUGCAGCUUCAGCUUCGCGCCAACGCGAUCUUCGAUCAAGAUCUCAACAAAGGCGACAGGGAUAGCAUCGCCGGUAUCAAGCAGAUCUUGGAGAAGAAGCAGGGAUUGUUCAGAAUGCAUAUGAUGGGAAAACGAGUCAACUUUGCUUGUCGAUCAGUCAUCACUCCGGAUCCCUACCUGGAUAUUGAUGAGAUCGGAAUUCCGGAUAUUUUCGCGAAAAAGCUCACUUUCACAGAGCCAGUGAAUGCUUUUAACGUGAACGAGAUGAAGGGGCUUCUCCGCCAAGGCCCCCACCAGCACCCGGGAGCCAAUUUCUUCGUGGAGCCUUCCGGCAAGAAGACGAUGCUCGGUGAUAAGCCUGAAGAGAAGAAGCGUCGGAUGCAAAUGGCCAAAACCCUCAACGCGGCGACCACAGAAAACCUCCGCCAAACGCCAAAAGUGUUGAGACACAUGAAAAACGGCGAUAUGAUCAUGAUGAAUCGUCAGCCAUCGCUUCACAAGCCGUCGAUCCUCGGCCACCGAGCCCGUGUGCUCACCGGACAGCGGGCUCUUCGGAUGAACUACGCGCCUUGCAAGGCCUACAAUGCGGAUUUCGAUGGAGACGAGAUGAACGGACACUUGGUGCAAUCACAUAUCGCGCAGACGGAAGUUCGCGAGAUUGCGAACGUCGGAAGUAACUUUUUGGUGCCGAAGGAUGCGACACCGCUGUUGGGAUUGAUUCAGGAUCACGUGGUGUCGGGUGUCUUGUUGAGUGUUCGGGAUCGAUUCCUGAAUAAGGAGGAUUUUAUGCACCUUGUGCUCGCCUCAUUCGCCCAGUACUCGAAGAGGAUCGAGAUUCCACCACCGACGAUUCUCUAUCCGAAGCGGCUUUGGACUGGAAAGCAGGUCAUCACCACAAUCGUCAAAAAUUGUAUUCCAGACGGAAAACCGCUCAUCAAUCUCGACGGAAAAGCCAAGACACCGCUCAGCUGCUGGAUUGUGCCGGGAUUCGAUGCUCCGCAAUUCGACAUGAGUGAAUCUCAUGUGGUGUUCAGGCAAGGAGAGCUGCUCGUCGGAGUUCUCGAUAAGGCUCACUUUGGAGCAACGCAAUUUGGAUUGGCUCAUUGUGCAUUUGAGCUUUAUGGACAUCGGUGUGGAGUGCAGUUGUUAUCGUGUUUUUCGCGGCUUUUUACGACCUAUUUGCAGUUCCACGGCUUCACCCUCGGAGUCGCCGACAUUCUCGUCGUCAAGGAUGCCGACGGAAAACGCAAGGAAGCCGUCAUGGAAUCCAGAACCAUUGGAAAUCAAGUCGUCAAGACAGCGUUCGGCCUUCCAGACACUGCGACGCCGGCAGAGAUCAAGCGAACGCUCGCAGCCACCUAUUGUAAUCCACGUGGACAAGGGACUGACGUGAAAAUGUUGGAUUUCGGUAUGAAGCAAGGAAUCGCCAAAUACAACGACGCCAUCACAAAAUCCUGUGUGCCGACUGGUCUUCUCCGGCUUUUCCCACAAAAUGCUCUGCAACUGAUGAUUCAAUCCGGAGCCAAAGGAUCCGCAGUCAAUGCUAUUCAGAUUUCAGGCUGUCUAGGCCAAAUUGAGUUGGAAGGCAAGCGUAUGGCUGUGACGAUCGCCGGACGGACUCUCCCAUCGUUCCGAUGCUUUGAUCCAUCCCCGCGGGCAGGUGGAUACAUUGAUCAGCGAUUUUUGACCGGAAUGAAUCCACAGGAGCUGUUCUUUCACACAAUGGCCGGUCGAGAAGGUCUUAUUGAUACGGCUGUAAAGACUUCCCGGUCGGGAUACCUCCAACGUUGUAUCAUCAAGCAUUUGGAGGGAAUCCGUGUGCACUACGACUCGACCGUCAGGGAUCAUGAUGGAUCGGUGAUUCAGUUUCGGUAUGGAGAGGAUGGAAUGGACACGACGAAGGCGACUUUUUUGAAUAAAAAGACUAUGCCGUUCCUGGAAGAUAAUCUGGAAGCGGUGACACUUGCGUCGAAGCCUGAAGGAGUUACAGAUGCUGAUUUUGGAAUUAAGGAGACCGAGAAGCGGUAUAAAAAGAUUGUUAAGUGGAAGAAAAAGGCCGAGAAAUCUGGGAAAUCGGGCACAAAAAAGUCCUAUUUCUCAGCAUUCACAAACUUCUCCGCGGAGCACAUCGGCAUGGAGAAGAAGCGGAUCCUUGCGAUGUGGUUUGAGCUUUCCCUCGAAGAACGCGAGCAGUACGCCCGUGGAAUUCCGAAAAAGUGUCCGGAAGCGGUGGAUGAGAGGUUCAACCCGACGUGCAAGCUUGGAGCCCUACCGGAGAAGAUGUUGGAUGAGAUUGAGGGGUUCUGUACGCGGCGGGUGAAGAAGGUGGAUGAUGAGGAGCCACCGAAGGAGGUGUUGAAGAGGACGCUGUAUUGGAAAGGAAUGAGAUCCCUCGCCGAUCCAGGAGAGAACGUCGGACUCCUCGCUGCUCAAUCAAUCGGAGAACCAUCAACUCAAAUGACACUGAACACUUUCCAUUUUGCCGGUCGUGGAGAAAUGAACGUUACUCUAGGAAUUCCGCGUCUUCGAGAAAUUUUGAUGACUGCGUCGAAGAGCAUCGCAACGCCAAGUGCAUCGAUUGCCGUCAUCGCUGGAACAUCAAGGGAUCGUAUCGAUUCGAUUAAGCGGGAGUUGGAUCGAGUCUAUUUGAAGCAAUUGUUGAAGAAUUUCUCGUUGGAAGAGAAGAUUACGUUGACACAAAAUCAAUCCUGCCGCCGCUACCACCUCCGCAUCGACAUUCUGGCCGCCGAGAAGCGUGAACUCGGAGCCCGACACCUGAAACGUUCGCAGAUUAUGGAAGAAAUCGAAAAGCGAUUCAUUCUCCGUGUGGCUCAGGCGAUUAAAAAGAAAUAUCACGAGAUUACCGACUAUCAGCAAAUGUCUCAUCGUACUAUGCGUCAGGGAAAUAUGGCAGCGGGAAUUGAAACUGGCGGGACAAAGAAUCGCGGACUUCAGGGACCCGACAAUGGAGAUUCGUCUGACGAGGAAGCCGACGGAGGACGUGAAGCUGAUGCAGCUGAAGCUAGGCUUCAUCGCAGACAUCGAGAUGAGGGGGCGGAUUAUGAGGGAGAAGAUGAGGAGAGAGUCGAGGUUCGAGAAGAAGAGGAGCCGAUGGAUUCGGAUUCGGAAGAUGUGAAGAAGGAGGGAUUGGAUGGAGAGGAUCAGACGACGGAGCCACUACUGGUCAACUCGUCGAGAAUUCAAUCUGUUCAGCGGCUUUCCGAGAAUAUUUCAUCGUAUACGUAUGAUGUCAAGUCGAAUAAGUGGUGUGAAGUGGUUUUCGAGCUUCCACUGAGGAAUAAGACCAAGAUGGAUGUUUCUUCGAUUGUUGAAAAAGAAGUCGAACUAUUCAUCGUCCAUCAAACUCCGGGAAUCGAGCGAUGCGUCGAGACGACUGAGCAGAAAAACGGAAAAGAAAUGACAAUUCUGCAGACGCAAGGAGUCAAUUUGGCUGCAUUCUUCAAGCACGCAGACGUGCUCGACGUCAAUUCGGUCUAUUCGAACGAUCUGAACUUGAUUCUCGAGAAUUAUGGAGUUGAAGCUUGCUCUAAGGCUAUCACUACUGAAAUGAACAACGUGUUCGCCGUCUACGGUAUCGAGGUCUCGAAGCGACAUCUCUCUCUAACUGCCGACUACAUGACAUUCACCGGACAAAUCCAACCAUUCAACCGCGGAGCCAUGUCGUCGAGCUCAUCACCCCUCCAAAAAAUGACGUUCGAAACGACGAUGGCCUUCUUGCGAGAGGCGCUCUUGCAUGGCGAAGAAGACAAUGUGAACUCUCCGUCGGCUCGUCUCGUAAUGGGAGCCCUUCCGCGUGGCGGUACCGGAUCGUUCGACUUGCUGCUCGACACGAAAAUGCAAUCCGAACGGGAGGAGCACGAGGCGGCGAGGGCUCGAAAGCGGAACGCCAAGCAGAAGUUUUAAUCAUUUUUUUUAGACGAUUUUGUUGUUGAGUUUUCAAUUGUUUUUCGUUCUUUUUUUUUGUCAUUAUUGUUCACCGAAAAUGUUUUGUUUUUUUUUUCUUUAAUUGUUUAGUUGUUGUUGAUUUAAAUUUUUUUUUGUUACGAAAAAGUCCCCCGAAUAAACUCUGAAUAUAAUAACUUAA